AUUAAAUGCUAAUAUCAGAAGAGAUUCAGGUACUAGGUAUAGGUUUCAAAAUAUAUAGAAUUUCAGGGAACAUAUAAAAGUAAUACAAAUGGCCCAAAGGGUGAACAUCAGUAACUUACAAAAUAACAUAAGUAAUAUGAAGCAGGGGCGGACUGACCAUUUGGAAACUCGGGCACUGCCCGAGGGCCCAGGGUCAGUAGGGGGCCCCAUGAGAUGCCCCUGGUACCUUUUUCAUAGGCUUUUUUGAGUUUGGGCAAGGAUACAGGGGCCCCAGGAUCCCCUAUUGCCCGGGGGCCCCAU
Molecule: messenger RNA, 300 nt
Organism: Staurois parvus
Lineage: Eukaryota; Metazoa; Chordata; Amphibia; Anura; Ranidae
Source: the annotation of a GenBank genome assembly